Melopsittacus undulatus (budgerigar) is the source of this 2816-nucleotide messenger RNA. RefSeq names its product coiled-coil serine rich protein 1 (gene CCSER1). The transcript has 11 exons. Lineage: Eukaryota; Metazoa; Chordata; Aves; Psittaciformes; Psittaculidae. The record is from RefSeq and is a predicted model, not a curated record. The coding region runs from base 356 to 2602 and encodes 748 amino acids.
ACCACGCACACGCCCGGCUAUGAGAUGACUGACUGACGGACGGGCAGACAGACAGACAGACGAACAGGGACGCCGGGCUCUGGACGGAUUAGUCACUCCACACCAGGGACACGCAGGAAACCACUCGCCUACCCCGCGGGCCGGGGGGGCAGCAGGGUCCCCAGCCCCCGCCGGUGGACGGCGAGCGCCCCGAGUGCCGGAGGAGCCUGACCAGUCAAUGAAAGAGGAGAUCCACGGCUCCAUCUGCUGGCAUUCACACCCACCAGCAAGAGUGGCUCUUCACUGAAUGCACUUCACUCCGGCACACUUGUAUUAAUUUAUUGGCUGUGAAGAGCCACGGACACUUUGUGCCCUGAUGGGGGACUCAGGAUCCAGACGAUCGACUCUAGUAUCUCGGUUGCCAAUAUUCAGGAGAAGUGGUAGCCGGAGACACGACUCUCUUCCCUCCUCACCUUCUUCUGCUAAUGCCAUUGGUGCCCACACAUCCUCCCCAUCCAGCACUAACUCCAGCUCAGGGAGCACAGGCAAGCGCCGGAGUAUCUUCCGCACUCCUUCCAUUAGCUUCCAUAACAAGAAAGGAAGUGAGCAGAAGCCUGACUCUGCUAGUCAAAAUGUUAAUGUCACAAAUGGUGCCCAGUCUUCUCUCAGCGCUUUUCAAAAACUGAGCUUAGAGGAGCACAUUAAAAGCAGAGGAAGACAUUCAGUUGGCUUUGGCAGCUCACGUAGCAAGAAGAUAACAAGGUCUUUGACAGACGAUUUUGAAAAGGGAAAGGAGCCUUCAGCUAAUAAGAAUGUCUUUAUAAAUUGCAUAAGCUCUGGGAAGAAUGAGGGUGAUGAUUCAGGCUUUGCAGAGGAGCAGAGCCGAUACUCUGUCAAACAUUCCACACGGAAACUUCUCCCUAAAUCUUUUUCUUCACACUACAAAUUUUCUAAACCAGUACCAGAGAGUCAGUCUGUUUCCUCUGUGCAGCAGUCCAGGUGUUUGCUAGACAUUAAAUCAUAUGUGGAAAGUGAACCUGUGAUCACCAAGUCCUCUCCUUCAUGCUCAGCUGAGACAACAGAGUGCAUGGGAAGCUCCUUACAGUCCCCACUGCUCUCAACUGACCUUACAGCUGCCCAGACGCCCUCUGACUUUGUUGCCCUGACAGAGGAUUCUGUUUCGGAGGCCGAUGCUCUGGCCAGCAACGGGACUGGGGUGCUGCUUGCAGAAGAUUUUGGCCACAGUGUCUCUACCUCUCAGAUCCUUAAUCCUGUUGCUGCUCCUGCGGGGGAAAUGGAUUUUGUAGAAAGUACUGGCCAUUCUACUGGUGUAUCUCUUGUGAGUCCUGCAAGCUUGUGUAGCGUUGACUCUAGUACCUUAUUCAAAGCCUCAGCUCCUAGUCAAACAAAAAUGUCGUUGCAAGCCAAUGAACUACAUAUCAACAAUGCCAGGCACAUAGGAGAAAUUAACUCUGCAGACACACAUUUAGAAAACUUCAAGUUACAGCUUAGAGAAGAACCAGGGAUACCCUCUUCAAAGGCACAGGGAUUGAGUGGGAACAGAGAUGUAAGCACACCGUCCAAGCACACAGGAGGGAUAGUUCCUGUAGAGGAGUCUGAGAUCGUUCCAUGUUCUGAACCUCAGUCCUUUAAACCACAACAGGGUUAUGAAACAAACUGUUCUAAAGUUGAUCUUGCCAAUAGCUUCAGUCCAUACCGAGAAGGCAGAUUUGUUGAGAAGCGACUGAGAUCCUCUUCAGAAGGUACUGCUGGAGGCAGUCGGCUGAUCAUAAAACCGAAGGCUGGAAAUACAGAAGAGCUUAACAGCCUACGGAAGCAGAGAGCAAGCUCAUCCUCUUCAAAAAUGAAUAGCAUGGAUGUUUUGAAUAACUUGGGUUCCUGUGAGUUGGAUGAAGAUGACCUCAUGCUUGACUUGGAGUUCCUAGAAGAACAACAUCACCAUCAUUCUGUUUGCCGGGAAGACUCAUACCAGUCGAUAGUCUCAUGUGCUGCUGUCGUACUUACCCCUGUAGAGUCAGCAGUGGAUACAAGGAAAAAAGAACAGACAAUAAUGCCUGAUGUGUCUAAAAAGAACCUGUCUCUGAAGCUGUCCAAGGAAGUAGACCAAGGAGAAGCAAGGUAUCCUCGUGUUAGCCAGCUGGCUGGCAGCCCAUCUGUGGACUGGCCUUAUACUGGUCUGGAAGAAGGUGGAGGCAUUGAAUCAUUGCCCUUCAGAUUGAUGCUGCAAGAUUGCACAGCUGUAAAGACAUUGCUUCUGAAAAUGAAGAGGGUUCUUCAAGAGAGUACGGACAUGAGUCCAGCUACUAGCACCACCUCACUCCCUGUUAGCCCUCUUCCUGAGGAGCCAUUAUUUUUCAAGGAUGGAAUAAAAGAUGAAUGCUCAGUGCUGAAGCUGCAGCUGAAGGAGAGAGAUGAACUCAUAGCCCAACUUCGUGAGGAUCUUGAAAAGGCUCAGUGCUUUCAGAAGGCUCUUGCUUCUCAAGCAGAUAAAUCCACUCAGACAGAACUCGUGGGCCAUGAUGCCCCGUGGAAUUCUUCAUGUUCUGAAGGCUUACUUUACAAACCUAUCAGCAUUUCAUUGGUUCCAUCAUUAUUAAAUUAAAACCCAACAUCUGGACACUCUUCACUUAUGGAUUUAAUUAAAUGCUGCUGUAUAUGAAAGAGCUGCAAGUUACCAUUACUGGCAAAAUUCUACUACUUAACAUGAUAUUUGCAUUAUCAACCAUCAAACAUCACUUCUUUGGCAGUAAUAUCUUCAUUAUUUUAUAUACCUAUGAAUAAAUUAUUAGUAAGCUUUUGCAAAAUUAUUAUCUCAA